ACUUUGGCUGCAGGCUGUGCACGUCUCCGCCGUUAGCCAACACACACCAAACCAUCCUUGCCUGUCAAGCACCAAGUGAGCUUGCAAAAGAGAUAAUCAUGCCGUCCGCCCGAACGUACAUCAAGGCCUUCUCAGCAGGUGCAGUCCUCUGCGUAGGCGGGCCAGCACUCGUCUGGUAUGUCACGCCCACAGAGGAAGAAAUCUUCAAGAGGUACAAUCCAGAACUGCAAAAGAAGGCUCUGGCAGGACGAGAGCAAAGACAGAAGGAAUUCGAUGCGUUCGUCGGCCAGUUGAAGGAGGCUGCAAGGUCGGAUAAGCCUAUCUGGACUGCACAGAAGGAAAUGGAUGCAAAAAGGUCAGAGGCGGAGCAGAAAGCCCGCAGAGACGAGCGUGAUGCCUAUGCUGCCGAAAGCAGGAGAAGACAGGCAGAGAUCAGGGCAAGCGCAGAGUGAUCAAGCAAGCCCAUUUGAUGUGAUUCCCUUUUUUUGCCUUUGUAUUUUUACAUGUAUCACGAUCUGAAGCCGCUUCUUAAAUCCGGACUCAAAUUAUCCACCCUCAGCCCUGGCAGCAAAUCAAGUAUGAUACGAUUGAAUUGGCUGCUAUAUGGCCUUUGUUCUCGAAGUUGCCAAGAAUUGCCUCUGA
Messenger RNA from Bipolaris sorokiniana ND90Pr, 642 nucleotides. RefSeq lists its product as uncharacterized. The coding region runs from base 99 to 452 and encodes 117 amino acids. The record is from RefSeq and is a predicted model, not a curated record. NCBI's taxonomy places the organism in Eukaryota, Fungi, Ascomycota, Dothideomycetes, Pleosporales, Pleosporaceae. Gene Ontology annotation, cellular component: mitochondrial membrane. The transcript has 4 exons. Gene Ontology annotation, biological process: mitochondrial respiratory chain complex III assembly.